Molecule: messenger RNA, 2957 nt
Organism: Cuscuta epithymum
Lineage: Eukaryota; Viridiplantae; Streptophyta; Magnoliopsida; Solanales; Convolvulaceae
Source: the annotation of a GenBank genome assembly
CAAUAGUGGGUACAACAAGAAGAAUCUUUAUUUUCCUCCCUAACUGCCGAAGUGAAGCAGUUAUCUGGAGGAGCCAAAAACCAUCGAUGCCAGACGGGGAAAAAAAUGAAUUCUAUCGUAGAUGCUGAAAGCCAGUAAUCACAUACUCCGUAUAUCACAAAAGUUGGCAGGCGAACCCUGAAAUCUCCGGCCACCGAAUAAACAAACACCGCCUGAAUCCUAGACAUUAGUUGUGCUGCUGUAGUAGUGGACAAAAGGACAAUGGCAACAACGAAAGCGCCUGGUACCGCAGCUGUACCCAAGUCGGAAGCCAUUUCCAAAGGCUACAACUUUGCUUCUACCUGGGAACAGAAUGCUCCAUUGACGGAGCAGCAGCAAGCUGCCAUUCAGUCACUUUCUCAUGCUGUUUCAGAGCGGCCUUUUCCUGCCAAUUUGUCUCAGGACCAUGCUAUUGGACACCACAAUGGAUUCUCAAAUUCAGAAAAGCAAAGUGCAGUAGAGGAUGGCAGGGUCAUUGAGACUGUCUUGGUCAAUGCCAACCAGUUCUACAAAUGGUUUAUGGAUCUUGAAGCAGCCAUGAAAUCAGAGACAGAGGAGAAGUAUCAGCAUUAUGUGCAUAACUUGACUGAGCAGAUACAAACAUGUGAUGGAAUACUGCAUCAGGUGGAUGAAACACUUGAAUUCUUCAAUGCACUACAAGUGCAACAUCAAGCAGUCGCAACAAAGACAAAAACUCUUCAUGAUGCAUGUGACAGACUGCUGAUGGAGAAGAAGAAACUAAUUGAGUUUGCAGAAUCACUUCAUAGUAAGCUCAGCUAUUUUGAUGAAUUGGAGAAUGUUGCUACCAGUUUUUAUUCUCCUAGUAUGAGUGUUGUAAACUCAAAUUUUCUUCCCUUGCUCAAGAGACUAGAUGAGUGUAUUUCCUAUGUUGAGAGUAACCCACAAUAUGCUGAAUGCAAUGUAUACUUGGUCAAGUUUCGACAACUUCAGUCUCGAGCUCUUGGUAUGAUUCGAGCACAUGUCCUUUCUGUUCUUAAAAGCACCUCUUCUCAGGUGCAAGCUUCAAUUAGAAGCAGUGGUGGUAGCAAUGCAGUUGUUUCUGAAGGAGUAGAGGCAUCUGUAACUUAUGUUCGCUUCAAAGCAGCAGCAAAUGAGCUUAAACCAGUGCUGGAGGAAAUUGAAAGUAGAACACCUAGAAAAGAGUAUGUUCAAAUUCUUGAAGAAUGCCACAAAAUUUAUUGUGAACAACGACUUUCCUUGAUAAGAAACAUAGUGCAGCAGCGAAUCUUUGAGUUCUCAAAGAAGGAGGCAUUAUCAUCACUGACUAGAUCUGGUUGUGCAUAUCUAAUGCAGGUCUGUCAGCUUGAGCAUCAACUGUUCAAACACUUUUUCCCAUCAUCUUCAGAGAAUAUUUCAAGUUUGGGUCCUUUAACAGAUCCUUUGUGUACAUACUUGUAUGAUACAUUACGGCCAAAACUUAUCCAUGAAAAAAAUCUUGAUGUCCUCUGUGAACUGGUUGAUAUCCUUAAAGUUGAAGUUCUAGGAGAACAAGUGAGCAGGCGUGGCGAAUCAUUAGCUGGGUUGCGCCCAACAAUAGACAGAAUUUUAGCAGAUGUUCAUGAACGAUUAACUUUCCGUGCUCGUACAUAUAUUCGUGAUGAGAUUGCAAAUUAUUUUCUUUCGGAUGAAGACUUGGACUACCCUAGAAAGUUGGAGCAAUCAGCUGAAACAAAUUCAGAAUCGAAUGAUGAGCAACAUGCAAUCAAAUUGUGGUACCCUCCCUUGGAGAAAACCAUAUCAUGCUUGUCAAAGCUGUAUCAUUCUCUAGAACCAGCCGUGUUCACUGGUUUGGCACAGGAAGCAGUAGAAGUGUGUUCCCUAUCCGUUCAAAAAGCUAGCAAACUCAUUAUAAAAAGAGCAUCUCCAAUGGAUGGUCAAUUGUUCCUCAUAAAACAUCUUCUUAUCCUAAGGGAACAGAUUGCGCCAUUUGAUAUUGAAUUUUCGGUGACGCACAAGGAGCUUGAUUUUUCACAUUUAUUGGAACAACUCAGACGGAUUCUUAGGGGACAAGCAUCAAUAUUUGAUCUAUCAAGAUCAACAUCAUUGGCAAGGACAUUGUCUCCACGAGUAUUGGAAAGCCAAGUUGAUGCCAAAAAGGAACUGGAGAAAAGCCUAAAAACAACAUGCGAGGAGUUUAUUAUGUCGGUGACUAAACUAAUUGUGGAGCCCUUGCUUUCUUUUGCUACCAAGGUUACUGCUGUUAAAGUUGCAUUGUCUGGUAGUCAAAAUCAAAAGUUUGAGUCUGCUAUUGCAAAGCCGCUCAAGGAUCAAGCAUUUGCUUCUACAGAAAAGAUUGCCGAAAUUCUUCAAAAGGUGAGUGCAGCAACUGAUCAAGAAUUGCCUAUGGUGUUGGCUAAAAUGAAGCUUUAUCUACAGAACCCAUCUACUCGAUCAAUACUUUUCAAACCAAUAAAGACAAAUAUUAUCGAAGCACAUUCUCAAGUAUUGUCACUCCUCAAAAAAGAGUAUUCACCGGAGGAUAUACUAAAUGUUGUGAAUACGGUCUCGAUUGAAGACUUGGAAGUAAAACUUGACAGCCUCCUAUAGUUUUCCCAGAUCUGACACACAAACACUGUUUCAUUUUCUUUCUUUCUAUUUCCAAUUUUAGUGGUCUGGGGCAUCAGAUUUGAAUGUCUGUCAAAUGUUGGAACUUUCCAGUGAGCUUGAUUGACACUCUAAGCCUUGCUGCUUCAUAUAUAGAUGAAUUCAAUAAUUGAAAAUAUGAUAUUGCAUUUUGAGCUAUUUGUUAAAAAGUGCCAUUAGAGGUUGUCGUUCUCAGACUGAAUGUAAGCAUUUGAACUAUUGUAUACACAUAAUUGUGACGCCUUGAAAAAGACAAUAAAUAUGCAUGACUGUCAAUAGAGCAAGGAAUGUUACUUGAUUUGGUUCAGAAACAA